GGGCAUUUAUCAAUGGUGGUUCAACUGAUGAAGUAUGGUGCGGACCCUUCUCUCAUCGAUGGUGAAGGCUGCAGCUGCAUUCAUUUGGCUGCUCAGUUUGGACACACAUCUAUCGUUGCAUAUCUCAUAGCCAAGGGACAGGAUGUAGAUAUGAUGGACCAGAAUGGAAUGACACCUUUAAUGUGGGCCGCUUACAGGACGCAUAGUGUUGACCCAACAAGAUUGCUCCUCACAUUUAAUGUUUCUGUUAAUCUUGGUGAUAAAUACCACAAAAAUACUGCAUUACACUGGGCCGUGCUGGCUGGAAACACUACCGUUAUUAGUCUGCUUCUAGAUGCUGGAGCAAAUGUUGAUGCCCAAAAUAUUAAGGGAGAGUCACCACUUGAUCUUGCAAAACAGAGAAAAAAUGUUUGGAUGAUUAACCACCUGCAGGAGGCGCGACAAGCUAAAGGCUAUGACAAUCCCUCCUUCCUUAAAAAACUGAAAGCAGACAAGGAAUUCCGUCAGAAGGUGAUGUUGGGAACACCCUUCCUGGUGAUUUGGUUGGUUGGCUUUAUUGCUGACCUUGACAUUGAUUCUUGGUUAAUCAAAGGAUUAAUGUAUGGUGGAGUUUGGGCCAUGGUGCAAUUUCUUUCAAAAUCUUUCUUUGACCACUCAAUGCACAGUGCUCUCCCCCUUGGGAUUUACCUGGCAACCAAAUUUUGGAUGUAUGUCACUUGGUUCUUUUGGUUUUGGAAUGAUCUGAAUUUUUUGUUCAUUCACCUUCCGUUCCUCGCAAAUAGUGUCGCUUUGUUUUACAAUUUUGGAAAAUCAUGGAAAUCUGAUCCUGGAAUUAUUAAGGCCUCUGAAGAACAAAAGAAAAAGACAAUAGUAGAGCUUGCUGAGACAGGUAGUCUGGAUCUGAGCAUAUUCUGCAGCACCUGUUUGAUCAGAAAGCCAGUGAGGUCCAAGCAUUGUGGCAUUUGCAAUCGAUGUAUAGCAAAAUUUGAUCAUCACUGUCCAUGGGUUGGUAAUUGUGUUGGUGCAGGAAACCAUCGCUAUUUCAUGGGAUACUUGUUUUUCCUUCUUUGCAUGAUUUGUUGGAUGAUUUAUGGCUGUAUUUCCUACUGGGGAAUACAUUGUGACACAACAUACACUAAAGAUGGAUUUUGGACAUAUGUGACACAAAUUGCUACUUGUUCUCCAUGGAUGUUCUGGAUGUUUCUUAAUAGCGUGUUCCACCUGAUGUGGGUGGCUGUCUUACUUAUGUGCCAGAUGUACCAGAUAUCCUGCUUGGGCAUUACCACAAAUGAACGUAUGAAUGCAAGAAGAUAUAAGCACUUUAAAGUCACAACAACAUCCAUUGAAAGUCCAUUCAACCAUGGAUGCAUCAGAAAUAUCAUAGACUUCUUUGAAUUCAGAUGUUGUGGUCUCUUCCGCCCUGUAUCUGUGGACUGGACGAGGCAGUACACAAUAGAAUAUGAACAAACGUCAGGCUCAGGCUAUCAACUAGUGUAGCCACUUUAGCACCACUGCUCCAACAUGGUCUUAUCCAAGUGGUGCCUGAAAAUAUGUGUCUCAAAAAUUGCCCCUUGAACUGUAGCAUGCUGUUUGUAGGGCUAAUCAAGCUUACAGUACCUUCACUCUGUCAGCAUUUUAUCAAUGAGAGAAACCCUGGACAGAACAUACUGCCCCUUGAAGAGGAAGAAGAUGACAAAGGAAUUUUAACUUCCUAGAUUUGGGAUUAUUUUGAACAAUUAAGAAUCACGAUUCAGUGAUGAUUUUUUUUUACGACUAUUUAUUUAACACAAUUCACAACAAAGCAUGGCAUUGUUUUCCUUACAUGCUUCAAACGCGUUCUGCUAUAAAAAAAAAAUAGUUAUUUCAUUUUCCCUCCUUCUUUUUUUUUUUUUUUUUCUUUUUUUUUAUGUUUUAAAUAAACCCAGUCGAGUAAGGCUUUGUAGUACAUAUAGUUAUAAUCCACAACAUGGCCAGGCUUGGAGUAAUAUACUAUGGCAUUUUAUUCUUGUAAUGUGAUCUUCCACAGUUGUGCUCUGAUAUUGUCAUUGAAAAUGUGAAUCUUAAUACUGGGUUGGCAAAUCAUGGGUUUUUAUUAGCCAUUCUUGGGUUAAGUUGGUGAGACGGGCGCACGAGGAUAAUGUGAACUGAAUGUAUGUUACUAAAAUUUUAUGACUAUCAGCUGCUGUUGCCGGCUGUUUCAGGAUCUGUCGAAAUGUGAUGUUAAACGUAAUUUCUGCAGUUUAGCUGUCCACAGCAAUUGCAAGCAGGUAUCUGUCCCCUUGUCCUUUGGUGCACAUAAGUAGGGCAAUAUUGAAAUUCAAUGAAAAAUUAUGAUGCUUGUCAAUAAACAACAAUUUGUAGCUUAAAUUAUAAUUGGAAACUGCUCACUCUCAAUACUUAAUCCUUGUUUAUAAAUUAACAUAAUUUUAGAUGGAUUUGAAUGACCUGCCAGAAGUACAGCAGCUGAAUAUCCAUUAUGUUUUAGAUAUCCGUUCAACAGCAACUAGAGAGAGACAUUUCAAAGCAUUUAGUAAUUCUGAGCUUUGAUAUUAGUCAGCUUUUACACACUACACACAAACUCACUGUACAAAUGAUGCUCAGCAUUGUGGGGCAGAUAUACUCCGCCAAUACUAAACAAACUGUGGGAUUUGCUUUAAUUUGUAUUUAGUCACAAGGCCUGAUGAUCAAACUCGCCGGCAUCGUGAGAAAUCUUUAGGUGCUUUUUUUUUUUUUCAAGCAUUAUAUUGUAUUUGUCUUUAACAUUCUGAAACCUGCGUAGCAAGAUAAUCAUCUCUCAAGCUAAAAUUUGCCUUUCUACAAUUCUGUUAGAGACCUCCCAGUAAUGAUGAGAUGUGUUCGAUCAUCUCGCCAGAGCCGUGAGCUUUAGAUCAUUGGGCCCAUAGUGUUUUUUUUGUUUUUUACUGUAUGCUGCGUAAAUCAACCAUUUUAAUUAAAUGCUAAAGUGGCUCUGACUAGGAGAUGAGGAUUUGUUCCUGAGAGUCUGCUUACUUUGGUUUGUUAGGUUUUAUGAGGAAAAGUUAACAUUUGCUACAUCCAUAUCAAAAUUCCAAAUUGAGCAUGCUCUACUGCAAUGUUUCUUAGGAUUUGUUACACUUGGAAGCGUACGCUACAAUGUAAUAGGACAUAAAACUCAACAUUUAUCUUACAUUAUUUAGAUACCAUUUUUAACAACAUUACACUUUUUAUCACAUUUGCUUCACAUUAUUAGUAUCCUUUGUUAAAAGAGCAGCAAUGCACUGCUGGGAUUCUGCUGAACACAUCAGGUGAGCCAAUGACAAAAGUACAGCCACCUAUCAGCAGCUAGCUCCCAAUAGUGCAUUGCUGCUCCUGAAGCUACCUAAGGGUGCUUUUUAACAAAGGACACCAAGAGAAUUAAGCAAAUUUGAUGAUAGAAGUAAAUGAAAAAGUUGUUUUAUAUUAUAUUCUAUCUGAAUCAUGAAAAUGUUAAUUUAGCACCUCUUGAGUUGCCCUGAAUACAAAACAUACAUUAGACAUUGAGAGACAACUGGUCGUGUGUGUACCUUUCCUUAUCAAAUAUAUUAUUUCUUAGGUGAAAAAACUAGAUAAGCGGCCUCUUGUGACUGACCUAGAGACUUGUGCUGAAUGUCAAACUAGUUAUUGUUUUUAAAGCACUGACUUUAGUUAUUUGCUCUCCAUAAAGGGUCUGUAAAUAGCAAGUGUUCUACCUAACUUGCUAUUGCUGUAUAUGAAGGGGUGGCAUGUAAAGCAAUGCUCUUAGGUACGGGAGCUGCCAUGUCUGUACCUAAGUAUGCACUUUAACAUUGUGUGUCACAUCUGCAUCUAUACCACAGUAUUUAUGACUCUAUGGAUGUUUUUCUUUAGUCUUUAAUGUUGAAGCCUGGAAAGGGUGUAACUAACCUUGGCAUGGUGCAAACUGCUAAAUCCAGAUCAAUUGUAAAAUAUGUUUCCAUUAGUUGUGUGUAUUUUUAAAGCUGCUUUUUAUUUUCUACAACCAAAAAAACAUACAUUUCUAGAGAUUUUAGUGCUUUGAUUCCAUGUUCUAUCCAGUAAACUCCCAGCAUGCACUGAUGCUUGGCAAACCUUAGCUAUGUGUAAUGGAAGGGUGAUCUAGUGGUAUCCAUGUCCCUUGCCUUAGAAGAAGCAAAACAUUUUUGAAUAUUUGAUGUUUAAAAGGGUGUGAAACCUAUACAUGGCAUGUACCUUUAAUUUUUCUUCGCUUGUCCUGUGUAAAGUACCCAAUUUCUUAAAGGAAUACAGGCAGGUAAUUUUAAAGUGACGGUAACCCCCUAGGAUUUACCAGUGCUAAAAAUAAAGUGGACUUUCAGUCAUGAAAUAUAAAAACUUCAUGCUGAAAGUUCCUUAAUCUGCAGUGUGUUUAUGCUGAGCGCCUACGGCCACUUACAGCAAAACUGUUAGUCAAUAGCGUUCUCUUAGCCAAUAGCAUGCUAGCCAUACAGCAUAAUGCCAAUUAACCCACACCACUAUCCCCUUUUAUUUGUAGUACUGGUAAAUCCUAGCAUUUCAGAAAUGCUCCGGUUUACCAUCACUUUAAGGUUAGUUUCCAUGUACAAAGUAUAAACUUAAAGAUAGAUCUGGGUUAUCUUUUUUUCUAGAAAUAAGUGAUACAAGGGCUGCUAUAUCUAAGAUUUAAUUUCAAUGCUUUACUGCUUAUUUUUACAACCUCAGAACAGUGUUACAGAAGUACUCCAGAAUUUCUUCCCUCAUGUCUAAAUUCUUCUGACUCUAGUUCUUAUGUCAGUAAACCUUCUGUGAUUUAACAUUAUCUAUCAAUGUUAAAAUAUAACAGUCUACUCCAGAAUUGUUAUUGUUUAAAAAUAUAGAUAAUCCCUUUAUUACCCAUUCCCCAGUUUUGCAUAACCAACACGGCUAUAUUAAUAUACGUUUUACCUCUGUGAUUACCUUGAAUCUAAGCCUCUGCAGACUGACCCCUUAUCUCAGUUCUUUUGACAGACUUGCAUUUUAGCCAAUCAGUGCUGACUCAUAAAUAACUCCAUGGGAGUGAGCAUAAUGUUAUCUGUACAGCACACAUGAACUAGUGCUGUCUAGCUGUAAAAAACUGUCAAUAUGCACUGAUAUGAGGCAGCCUUAAAGGGCUCAGAAAUUAGCAUAUGAUCCUACCUAGAUCUUGCUUUUAACAAAGAAAUACAAGAGAACAAAGCAAAUUUGAUGAUAAAAAUAAAUUGGAAAGUUGUUUAAAAUUGCAUGCCCUAUCUGAAUCAUGAAAGUUUAAUUUUGACUAGACUCCCUUUUAAAGGAUAUUAAGAGAUUGAAGCAAAUUAUAUAAUAUAAGUAAAUUGGAAAGUUGGUUAAAAUGUUAUGCUCUAUCUCACUGGUUUUCCAACCUGUCUUCAAGUAUCCCUAACAAGCCAGAUUUGCAGGAUUACCCUGGGUGAGAGUUACUAAUUAUUUCACAUGUGCUCUAGUUUAGAUAUCCUCAAAAUCUGGCCUGUUAAGUUUCAUUUAAUUUUACUGUCUCUGUAAGGGGAGACUAAUUAUACACUACACUUGCUCUUUAAUAUCCAAAAUGUUAAGUCUGCACCAAUGGAUUAGUUCAAUACUAUCAAGCCAUAAGCUUUAUUGUUAUUUCCUUGUUAUAAAAUGUCACUGUUAAUUAUAUUUAAUGUUAUGCUUUUUACUGUGUUUGUACAGCAAAAACAUAUCAUGUAGCUUAUAUAGAGCUAUAGCUGCUGUUUGUGCUCCGCUAUUAACACAAUAUAUUAAUAUAGUAACAUACUAGAUGAGGUGGAAAGACAGAAGUCCAUCAUGUUCAACCUAUACAGAUCUUUAUUUACAAUAAAAAAGCUCCAAUUGUGCUUAAAAUAAUUCCAUUAAAAAGGUGACCUAUUUAACACAGUCAUAUUCAAGAAUUAUGUUUCUAGCCAGAAUUGUAUCUAAGCCAUUUUUAAAUGUAUCUAACAUACUGGCAUUUACUACCUCCUUAGGGAAUGAGUUCCACAAUUUAUUUAUUUUUUUAUUUUAAUUAUUGUUUUUGUGCACAAUCAUAUUUUGUACCUGAAAACGAUAAAGCCAUUACUGUUUUAUUUUUAUAUUUUUGCCAUGAAAAAAAGUUUUUCAUCCAUGUAUAGAUUUAAAUGCCAGAAUAAGCUUGUGCAUUAUUUAAAAAAAAAAAGAGUAAACCAACAGUUUUGCAAGUAUUUUCUCAUUUUGCUAUGUGCAUAGUGUUUGUAUAUGCAACAUGGUCUGCCCAGUUUGCUGAGUAAGAAGCUGCAAAUGAGUGUUUAGUCUGAGCUCCUACAGUUUUCAAUAUCUGAUGUUGCGUGUUCUUAUUUCAGUUAUGUUUAUGUACUUAAAGUAGAUUGUGUGCGUUUUAAAUACAGAUUGUUAGAUAAAAGCCUGGCCAAGCUUUUGAUUUCACAAAUUGGAAACCAAUAUCUGCAUCAUAUUCCCCAUUGGCACACAAAAAUGAUACCAUUGUCAGUGUGUAGAGAAUGUAAAUCUUUAUUUUGUUUAUAGAUAUUUAUAUUCAGUAUUAUUUAAUGUUUAAGUCUAAUUUUAAUUUGAAAAGCAUUUUUUUUUAUACUAAACUUUUAUGCUUAUCUGAGCAGAAAUAUAAAACGGAGAGGCCUCUACUUAUCACGAAUGUGCAUUCGCCCUGUACUAGCCAAUCCACACGAGCAAAAGGUUUCAGCAUUAAAAUUAUACUUUUGAUAUGGCAAAUCGUGUAUCAUUUUAGUCCAGUGCUAGUGGCCCUACGUAAAUACUUCUGUGACCCUUUAUGGAGUAAGUACUACAUUUAACAAACAAAUAUUACCAGCUAUGAAUGAAAGGUAAUAUUUUUAAAUUGCAUAUAUUGGAAUGCAUUACUAUUAUAAUGUAAAGGUUUGCAGGAAAGACACAGUGGAUAACUAGAAAUAAUGUGAAAUAUCAAGUUGCAUGCUUGCUAAAAAUGGUGUGUGGCUCCUCAAAUUAGAUGUCAAUUGAGCAUAGAAAAGAACGUUUGUACAGAGCUUCCUUUAAACACAUUUUAAAGGGACAGUAAACACAGUUUUUUUUUAAUCAAGUGCUUCAGAAACCUAUCGUAUCUGCCUCUAAUUGGUUUCAACAGAGAUUAACAUAUCCACAAAACAAUUUUGGUAAUAUGAUAGUGGCUAGCCUUGUCUACUGUACUAUAAAUUCCAAACUGGCUUUCCCAAGUGAGCCAACUGAUGGGUGGGGAGUGUCUUUUGAAAAACAAUUGCAGCAAACAAGAUGGGUUUUUUUUACAAGGUUUCCACUGUCCCUUUAAAAAUACAAUUUACAUGCCAUACUUGUAAAAUAUGUUUUGAGCAUUUUUUGCACAGUUUUUCCUCAGAGUAGUAGUUUGCUUUUUUGUGUCCCCUUUUGAUAUCAAGCACAAUAGUGGGGAUUUGCCAUGGAGUAUCAUAAAAUCUGUAAAACAUCACAAGCAUAUCUACACAAAUAAGAUACGACUUCAUCAAGUUUGUUUGGAUUAAAAGAAAGUGGGCAGUAGGAUUACUGAAACGAGGCAUAGAUUUGUUGAUGGUUUGCACAUAAUUUAGUAGCCUAUGUCCUUACUUGUAAUUAUUUAAAAAUAAACAAUUUGUAUUUAUUUAGGCACCUGAAUUUAGGGUUAUAAAUUAUUUCACUUGUUAUAAACAAGUCAAUCUGCUUCUGGUGCUUAUUUCAGCUAUUAGGUGUGAUGCCGUAGUAAAACAAUGAGAUGCAGGUAAGAGUUAUGUUGGUAUAAACAUCACAGGAUGUGCAUAGGAGUCAUGUUUGAGGGGAUGAUGGAUACAAAUGGGAGCUGUUCCAACUGUCACAGCAUUGGAUUAAACCACGUGGUCUCAACAAUAUACUGUUAAGAAUGCAAUAGUACAUUAAUCACCAUGUAAUGCAUUUUAUACUUUUAUGUGAUGUUUGCACUCUAGUUGUCUACCAUAUAUAAAUUAGGAAACAGUAUAUUUUUGAAAUAUUAACAGUGCUUAAGUAUGCAAGAUAUUCUGAUCUAAAAAGUCGUGUUUGUGGCUUUUUUCAUUCACAUUUUUCAUGUUGAUUUUCUUUCAUUUUGUGUUGUACUUUAAAUGUUUAUUUUCUACAUUUCUUUGCACAUACGCUAUUAUUAGCAAGUUUUCUUAUAUGUACCAUGUCAUUUAUAAAAUAAAAAAUUCUGUCAUUGUAAGAAAAAAGUUAACUGAAGGUCCAGUUGAAACUGUAUUUAUAUGUAAAUAUAUAUAUGCACUGAUAGCCUGCUGGUUAAACUAGUGACUGCCUGACUUCUCAUGCAGUACCUAAUGUGUAUAACGAGAGGGCAGAGGUAUCUGCAGGGCAACAUAUCUACACUUCAAGAUCUAACUAUGUUAGUAAAAUUGUGUUUUUGCCCUAAACUCUGUUCUUUUGCUAUUUGUUUUUUAUUUUUAUUUUUUUUCCAAUUUUUAAGAUUUGUUUUUUUUUUUUUAAUUGCGAGCCAAUUUGCAAGAACACUGCAAAAUGGCAUAACUAUAUUUUAAAGCUAUGGAAAUUUAUGUAAUUUUUGUAUUUAUUUAACUGUGCCAAGUAUUAUUUUACUACCGUCUUGGUCUUGACGUACUACAUUGUGCUCAACAGGAAGUGUAUAUUUCAUAAUUUAGCUUUCCAUUCAUAAAUUAAUUCUGUCAAUUUUUUUGUAAGUUAUUAAUCAAAUAAAUAUUGAUACUUCUGUG
Bombina bombina (fire-bellied toad) is the source of this 8684-nucleotide messenger RNA. It is a transcript of the gene ZDHHC17, whose product is annotated as zinc finger DHHC-type palmitoyltransferase 17. The coding region runs from base 13 to 1497 and encodes 494 amino acids. Gene Ontology annotation, biological process: protein palmitoylation. The record is from RefSeq and is a predicted model, not a curated record. Gene Ontology annotation, cellular component: Golgi membrane. The transcript is spliced from 13 exons. Gene Ontology annotation, molecular function: palmitoyltransferase activity; protein binding. NCBI's taxonomy places the organism in Eukaryota, Metazoa, Chordata, Amphibia, Anura, Bombinatoridae.